CUCGACUUAUGUGUCAAUUUGAGGGCCUGAGGCAGAGGGUGGCGGCCCAGCGCUGGAGUCCGCGAGUCGGGCUGGUGUGCCGCCAGGCGCGGGGCGUGCGGCGAGCAUAGCCGGCAGGAGCGCGCCCGGCAGCCGCCGCCGCCGCCGUCCCGUGCGCGGGCGGCAGGAUGGAGCUGAACUCUCUGCUGCUGCUGUUGGAGGCGGCCGAGUACCUGGAGCGUAGGGACCGAGAAGCCGAGCACGGCUACGCCUCCGUGCUGCCCUUCGACGGCGACUUCGCUAGGAAGAAAACAAAGACGGCCAGCCUGGUGCGCAAGGCCCCGAACAACAGGUCUUCACACAACGAACUAGAAAAGCACAGACGAGCUAAACUCAGGCUCUACCUGGAGCAGCUCAAGCAGCUGGUACCCCUGGGCCCUGACAGCACACGCCAUACUACUCUGAGCCUCCUGAAGCGUGCUAAGAUGCACAUCAAGAAACUGGAGGAGCAGGACCGCAGGGCACUGAGCAUCAAGGAGCAGCUUCAGCGGGAGCAUCGCUUCCUAAAGAGACGUUUGGAGCAGCUAUCGGUGCAAAGUGUAGAGCGCGUGCGCACAGACAGCACUGGUUCUGCUGUGUCCACAGACGACUCAGAGCAAGAGGUGGAUAUAGAGGGCAUGGAGUUUGGCCCUGGGGAGCUGGACAGUGUUGGCAGCAGCAGUGAUGCCGAUGACCACUACAGCCUACAGAGCAGUGGCUGCAGCGACAGCAGCUAUGGGCACCCUUGCAGGCGGCCUGGCUGCCCUGGCCUUUCGUAGGCUCCAUGUCUUUUGCUUCUCGGCCCACCUGCCUGCUCACCUAGCCAAGCGUCUCAGCCUUCCAGUCCUCCCUUGACUGAAGCCAGCCUCGUCAUGGGCCUACUGCUGUGCCAUUCUCGAAGCUACAGCUGCUGCCUGGUCUGCCUGCCUCUGCCUGCCCACCCUUCGGUCAGGACUCAAGUUGCCUGCCCCUUCUCCGCAGGGCAAGACCCCAUACAGGGAAGCAGGGUCAGGUUCUCACAUCCCGGAGCCCAGCGUAGCCACCCACAAUCUGUUCUCAGAUUCCUAAUCAUUCCAGAAGUAUUAAAUAUCAUUUCUACAAGUCUCGGCAGGAUCCGUGUAGGGGCCUUAAUGACCUCCAUGGGGAGCUUGAACCCCAACAUCGGAUCCCAGAAGAGAGGAGUGGACUGAGGGAAGGAAGGAAGGGAGGCAGGAAGGUGCUGCUGUCCAUCUAUCCAUCUGUCCAUCUACUUGUCAGUCCACACAGUUUGGACAAAGGGAUCUAUGAAGGGCUUGGAUGAACAUCUCCUUUUCCAUGGGGAUGCUCCUGGGGUCUGGCUAGACCCUCAAACCAAGUUGGGUGGCUUCUGAUCUUUUAGGACCAUCAGAUGUAUACACACAUACAUGCCUAGGCUCACACCGGCAAGCACAAAUGCACAUGGACGUCAGAGAAUGUAUGUUUUGAGAUAGUUGGCCUGAGGUCACUUGGAAACGGUGGCCCCUAACCUGUGCCUGCCUUUGACUCAGGCCCCUGCUCACCUGGGCGGGUCCCGACGGCUCUGCCGGGUCUGCACAGGAAGUAGAGAGGGCUUUUUUUCCUGCAGGGGACUGGAAUAAGCUGGGUGGCAAGCUGAAACCACUGGGUCCUCCAAGCUUUCUCAACUUCCUUUCUUAAGAAAAAAAAAGAAAAAAAAAAAAAAAAGUGUGACAGGGAGCUCCCAGAAGGGGCCUCACAAGCCCUGCCCAGGGCAGCCUCAGCUGGCAGAGGCUUUACCCAAAACACAAAACAGAAACAUUUUUAAAAAGAGAAAAAAGCUCUGAAGACUCGCCAAGGGACAUGAGUGUGUGCCGCCUCUAGUUCCUGUAUGAGAUUUUUGUACUCUAUUUUCCUAGCCAUUGUUGUGUCCUUGUUUGCUGAGGGGUGGGAGCGACCCAGCGUCUCAGGGACCCAUCCUCUGUCACAUCGUCAUAGUGUGCCUUGUGUUCCCUGUCUCACCCCACCCACUGCCACCAGCAUGCCCCUGUGGCUUAUGGGAUACACCAGGCCUCCUGGUAGGUGCCCCCUCACUGCUUCCCUACAGUAGCCCCUCCCGGCAGCUGCAGCCUCCUGGGAGGGACAUGUGCAUGCCUGUGUGGCUCCCAUGGCUGAUUCCUGUAUCCUGCAGGGCUCUGACAUGGCCUCCAGUGGUGCCUCCGUGGUAACUGGCAGGGUGGCUGUGCCUGAAAGUUUGGAGACAGCAGGCCCGCUAGCAUAGGGCCUUGUCUCUGGACCCUGGGCAAGGGCCUGGAGUGCUGACCAUGGGCAGCUUAUAAAUACACAGUUCUGGAAGUAGUGCAGGCCUGUCCAGGAGGCUUCUGUUGGCCUUUCAAUACUAGAAGACCUUGUUCUAGGAGCACCACACAGCAAUAUUUGGGUAGUGGCUACGGGCUGGCCCACAGCAGCACCUGCCACCUCCUCUGGUGCAUUUGUAAACAAUUUCCAAACUGUGGGGAAAUUGUUCAUUUUCAGUCAUGCCAAUGAGCAUUCUAGGGUGAGUGGCCUACUGAUAGGCAGAAUGAGGUUCCUGGACAAUUCUGGCAUAGAACCUGCUCUCUGGGCACUCAAAAUGACAGCUGGACAGCAGGCUUGGGUAGGAGUCCCUGGAAUAGAAAGAUAGCCAACAUCCUAGUAAGCUGGUUCUGUCAACAUUUUCUGCCUAAGCACGUCCCCUAGGCAUUUUUCUUGAGCACACCCACCCUUAUUACAGGACAGAGCUCUGUUUAAAGGCUUUGCUUCAGGGCCCCAGAACUCCAGGGCUCCUGAUGUGCCCUGAAUUCUUAUCAACUCCCUGCUCCAUCUCCAGCACCUCAGAUUCUGCUUCCACCCCUGACAGCAGAGUCCUCCACUCCCGGUGACGAGAUUGGCCCCCUUGGCUGAAUUUUGUGGCAGCUCAGCCCUUUGCCUUUUUAGGCUAUGGAUCCCAUGUAGCCUGGGAGUUGGCCUCCUCCGUCACCCAGGGGUGCUAGCCAGCUGCCCCUUCCACUAGCAGGCAUGUGAGGGGUGGUCCAUAGGUAUGGGAGCUGGUGCUAAGAGUUACAUAUCUAUUACUCCUUCUCCUGCUCUCUACCAUUUGCACAGUACGGCCAUUACUGGUAGCCACGGAUUCAGCCAAGGCUACGGUGUGUCUGUGGAAAGAAAGCUGGACCAAAAUAGCUGCUGCUAUGUCCUCCACCUGCACCUGUCCAUGCGAGCCAUGUGGUGCUCCAUAACAGAGUCUGGAACUCCAGGCUCAGGCUUGGGCCUAUUUACUAGUGGUCCAGAUGUACCAGACCCACUGUCCUGCUGCAGGCCCAGCUGGCCUAGCAGGAGAGGACGCAGAGGUUCUGUCUCUAUAUGGGCCCUAGGCCUGCCUCUGUAUUUCUAACCUGCAGGUGCUUGAGCUUGCCCUUCUAGGCAGAUGGAGUUGUGCACCAAACUGUGGCUGGACAACCCCUACCUUUCUGUGUGCCCCAAGCCUUCCCUGCCUCUGGUGGGUCAGCUAGCCUCUCACCCCUUGUGCCUGCACAGAGGGUCUUGAUCCCAGGCCAGCAAGCAAGUUCUCAGGCCUCUAAACUAGGGCACUAGGGCAGGUUCCGUGCCAGAGUCUGGGGCGACAACACAAGGGGCCUGGUGCCAGUGCAGUGGGUGUUGUGAGACCUGAGCUGCAGACUGGAAUGGGACCCCCAUCCCACCUGUCUAACAGAUGGGGCUGUGCUGUGUCAUUCUGUCAUUGUAAUAUAAAUACAGAUUUUUAUACCUCA
Apodemus sylvaticus (European woodmouse) is the source of this 3797-nucleotide messenger RNA. It is a transcript of the gene Mxd4, whose product is annotated as MAX dimerization protein 4. The coding region runs from base 168 to 797 and encodes 209 amino acids. The transcript is spliced from 6 exons. Gene Ontology annotation, biological process: regulation of transcription by RNA polymerase II. NCBI's taxonomy places the organism in Eukaryota, Metazoa, Chordata, Mammalia, Rodentia, Muridae. The record is from RefSeq and is a predicted model, not a curated record. Gene Ontology annotation, molecular function: DNA-binding transcription factor activity, RNA polymerase II-specific; protein dimerization activity; RNA polymerase II cis-regulatory region sequence-specific DNA binding.